Messenger RNA from Alligator mississippiensis (American alligator), 5466 nucleotides. Its product is annotated as SNF-related serine/threonine-protein kinase. The record is from RefSeq and is a predicted model, not a curated record. Lineage: Eukaryota; Metazoa; Chordata; Crocodylia; Alligatoridae. Bases 558 to 2885 code for a protein of 775 amino acids. Gene Ontology annotation, molecular function: tau-protein kinase activity; ATP binding; protein serine/threonine kinase activity. Gene Ontology annotation, biological process: intracellular signal transduction; microtubule cytoskeleton organization; protein phosphorylation. The transcript is spliced from 6 exons. Gene Ontology annotation, cellular component: cytoplasm.
GUCCAGGCGCCGGGCGGGUCGGAAGGGCCUCCAAGAGCCGCCAGCCGGGGAGAGUGCGCCACUGCCCCGAGCCGCAGCGCGGGCACUGCCAGCGUCAGCCCCGGGCACGGACGCGGGGCCUUGGCUGCAAGCCGCCCCUGCUGAUCCCUGCUUGGCUCUCGCUGUUUCCUGUGACUGUUUCCUCUCCGAGCCCAGAGCUCUGCCGAGCGCGCAGCCCUGCCCGGGGGCGCGGGCGUCCUGCGGUGCCCGGUGCCCCGCGCGCUCCCUGCAGCCCGGCAGCCUCCCCGCAGCCGGCACGGCCGCCCCUGCCCGGCAGGCAGCGCAGCGCAGGGCAGCGCAGGGCAGGGCGAGGCCGCCCCGCCGGGCCCCGCUCCCCGGCUGCAGAGUUUGGUCCCCUUUAAGAAGCCGCAGCCUGCGAGUCUCUUGACGUCAAUGAGGGUGAAAUCUCCUUAGAGCGCCGCAGAGCCGGAGCGGAGCCGGCAGCAGGAGCCCGGCGCGGAGCCGCCCGCGCGGCGCGCUCCCUGAUGCCUGACUACUUGUGACGCUCUGGUGCAGACAUGGCUGGGACCAAGUGCUGCUAUGAGGGGAAGAUUGCUGGCCUCUAUGACUUGGAGCGCACACUGGGCAAGGGCCAUUUUGCUGUGGUCAAGCUGGCCCGGCAUGUCUUCACUGGGGAGAAGGUGGCCGUCAAAGUGAUUGACAAGAGCAAGUUGGAUGUGAGUGCAGCAGGGCAGCUGCUGCAGGAAGUGCGCUGCAUGAAGCUGGUGCAGCACCCCAACGUAGUUCGGCUUUAUGAGGUCAUUGACACCCACUCCAAGCUCUACCUCAUCCUGGAGCUGGGCGAUGGUGGGGACAUGUUUGACCACAUCAUGCGGUAUGAGGGUGGCCUGACGGAGGGGCGCGCCAAGCACUACUUUGCCCAGAUUGUCCAUGCCAUCUCCUACUGCCACAAGCUACAUGUGGUCCAUCGUGAUCUCAAGCCUGAGAACGUGGUUUUCUUCCAAGAGCAGGGUGUGGUCAAGCUCACUGACUUCGGCUUCAGCAACUGCUUCCAGCCUGGCAAGAUGCUCACUACCAGCUGUGGCUCACUGGCCUACUCUGCACCUGAGAUCCUUCUGGGAGAUGAGUAUGAUGCCCCUGCUGUAGACAUCUGGAGCUUGGGCGUCAUCCUGUACAUGCUGGUGUGUGGCCAUGCACCCUUCCAGGAGGCCAACGACAGUGAGACACUGACUAUGAUCAUGGACUGUCGCUACACGAUCCCUCCACACGUGUCCUCACAGUGCUCUGAUCUGAUUUCCAGGAUGUUGCAGCGGGAUCCCAAGCAACGCGCCUCACUGGAGCAGAUUGAAACCCACCCAUGGCUGCAGGGUGUGGACCCCUCCCCAGCCAGCCGCUCCUUGCUCCCCCUCACAUCCCACAAGCGGGUGUCUGAAGAGGAGCAUGACAUCAUCAUCCAGGCCAUGACGUGUGGGAACAUUGCUGAUCGAGACACCAUCCAGGAGGCCUUGGAAGCUGAUCGCUACAACCACAUCACAGCCACCUACUUCCUCUUGGCAGAGCGGAUCCUUCGUGAGAAACAGGAGAAGCAGAGCCACAACCUCAGCUUGGUUUACAACCUGGCCCAGCAGGUCCAGAACAGGACCAACUUGUCGGACACAUUCAGCACUGUGGGCAACAGCAGUGACCUUUCACCCUUUAUGGAGACACCAAGCAGUCUUGCAGCUUUCCCCAGUCCUAAGCCCCAACCAGCAACUAAGAGCACUUUGGAAGCAUUUGGAAAGGAUUCUGGGAAAAGUGAAAGGAAGUCCACUUCCUUAUCUACAGUGGAUGGAGAUGAAGUUCCAGCCAGUUUCCAUGGAAAUAAACAGCCAGUCAGAGCAUUGCUCAAGCCCUCCCUGGUUGAUGCCCCCAUUGCCAAGAGCACCCCUGCUUUGCAGCAGAUUUGUGAGGAAGAAGAGGAGGAGGAGGAAGAUGGAAAGCCUGACACAAUAGAAAGGAAAAGCACCUCCUUAAACCAAGAGCAAAUGAGAGAUUUCCAGACCUCCAAGGUCUCCAUACUGUUCUGCCGAGGCACCAUGGUCUAUAGUAAGGGGGACAAGGGCUCUCCUGCGAGGGCCACAAAGCCAGUCCUCUGUGAACCAGCCACAGGGUCUAACGAUCCAUACCAACCUCUCCAGCAGUCAGCAAGCCCAGUGGACAAGAAAGGACCCAGACAAGAGGCAGCAAGCCAAAAUGCAGGUUGGGAAGUCACAGGCAGCAAUCUUAACUUAGGCCUUGGGAAGAAUACCAGUGACCCACUGCUGGUGGGUACCACAGCUGGAGAAGGGGAUGGUGAGCUCUGGAAAGGCAGGCAUGACUUUGAGCCACUGGGAUUUGAAGGAAAGGGUCUGGAAAGGGCUGAGGUUGAAGACAGGUCAGGGAAGCAGGAGGACAACAACAACACCACAAAAAUAGAGGAUGGUGGCACCAUUGAGGAGCUUUCUGAAAAAGCAGAAAAGAUCAUCUACCCACAGAGCAGCAAGGACCUUGGCACCAACUCUACUGGAAGCUGUGGGGUCCAGGAUGGAGGAAGCCUCCAAGCCAUUUUAACUAGGACAUCAGCUCUGGAAGACAAGUCCAGUAAAAUUGAUGGUAUCCCUGAGAUGGGAUCCUCAGACCAGGCAAAGCACUCAGCUGAGAGCUCCUACAAUGAUGGUACUGUGGGCAGUGAAACCAUGGUAGACAAUGUGAUAAAGCUUGAUCCUGGUAAGAACAAGAGCGCGAGCCUGAGGGACAGGAUCAUGCAGUUCCCAUUGUGUGAGAAGGCACUGGCCUUCAAGAUCAGGCCCAGCUCCAAGGACAGCCUCCUUUCCCUGGGACAGUUCAACUGCUGCCAUGUCAUCUAAGUGCUGUACAUAUAUCACCCAUCAUCAAGGGACUGAGCGAGAGAAGGAAAGUGACUGAGAACAGCCCCAAAGCCAGGGGCACGGCAGAUGCAGGACUGCAAGACAUCAUGCUUUCGCUGUUCUUGUUCUCCUCCAUUUCUUCAUUCUUGUACUCCCCUAGAGCAGCUGCUCUCCUAGUUCCAUUGGGCUGAAAACCGUGCUCCACCUGCUUGUCCUUCCUUUGCCUAGGAUUCCUGCACUGAAAACACUUUGAGCUCUUGGCACCCCAGCACCGAGAACACAGUGUAGAGUUCAGGACCAUCUGCUUGGCUGACCCUGUCUUUACACACUGCUGCCAGCCCGCUCCAACCUGCUGCAGCUACUCUGUGAUCUCCUGGGGCAGGAUCUGUCAGUACAGCAUAUUGGGGAAGGGGUCUGCUCAGGUACUUCUCUAGGCAGUAGGCAAGGCAGUCUUGGUUUAGGGACAUCUCACAGACUCCUGCAAGUAUAGCCCUUGUGAUCUCUGCAAAGGUUGCUUUGAUGCCCCCUGCUUGGCAGAAGGCAGCAGCACUCACUGUCACCUACACAGGCUGGAAUUUGCAAAGGGACGAAGGCAGGAGGAAUGUUCAGCUCAGUGUCUGGCUGUGUUCAGCUGCUUCAGGAACCCUAGGUCUGCUCUCAGACAAGCUUGGCCAAGUAGGAGGCAACUUUGAGGGCACUGGCUCGUAGUAAACACCACAGCUGCUGCAGGGUACAUUUCAGUAUGCAUGGGCCACUGGCCAUACUUGUCCAGUCCUGAACCGUAGGUCUGGAGUCUGAGCUCAGGUAGAAGUCAGAAUCCAUUCCCCACUCGGACUUGGGUAGCCCAGCCUGUGAGCCUCUAGGGACUGAUUCAGGGGCAGCUGCACACUUCCCUGGGACCCACUCCUUCUGCUCUUGAGGUGUGGGUAAAUCUAGGCCAGUUACCAAAGGUUUAAAAGUAGAAGGCAAUACCCCAUUCCUGUGAGAAGCCUGCCUGUGUUCCUUGCUCCAUCAUAGCCAAACACCAGAGUCAGGCUUGCGCGUCCCCUGCGUUUCAGGGUCAUUUUGCUCCCUCAGGGCUGAGAGGAUGCAAAGGGACUCCACCGCACCCUGGAGAAUGCCCCCAGUACAGGGGCUGCUCCACCAGGAACAGAGCCAUCUCCAACCACCCCAUGUGAGCACCAGGCAGGUUCAGGAUAAUCCUACACUCAGGCUCCCUUCAGCAGCCACAACACCCAAAAGACCAUAGCAACUGGAGUGCAGGUUAUGGCAAACCCCCAGGGUUGCCUUUCCCUGCUCCAAGACUGGACCUGGCCCUAGUGGCUACAGGACAUAGGAGAUAAAGCCACCUCUACUUGGUCUCUGUGCUGGGGGCUUUGUCCCCACGACUCCUUUGGAGGUGGCAAGUACUGUGGGAGAACCAAAUCCUGCUUACAGCGUGUACCCUUGGAGCACUGCUAAAGCCUCCACACCUCUGCACACAGCCAGGGAGCCAAUUCCAAGGUUCUCAGCAAGAUCAGCCCUACUCUCUGCCAUCAAGGGCAGCUGUGAAACCACUUUCUAGCAAGGGAGGGAAGGAGUACCUGAUGGAAUCCGCAUGGCAGUACCUGCCCCUUUAAGAGGGCACUGGCAGUACAAGAAGGCUGUCGGUGUGUGUGGCAGGGGACCCAACCAACUGUGCUGUAGGACAGGGCCUCUGCUCUGUGGCUGGCAGCAACCAGGUGUCAGCAUCAUAGUCGUUGCUGGGCCUUGCCUGCUAGAGAGGGUGCUAGGUGAGAAGAGCCUGGCCUAGCUGGGGGAGGAGACAUACUAGUCUAGGUAGUAAUGAUGCCAGACACAGAGGUCCUGCAUGAGUCUAGGCAUGCAUCCCUCUUCUUUUUCUGUAAAAGCCAGACAAUGCCCUGAAAGCUCAAAAUCCCACAGUCCAGUGGGUGCUUUGGGCACAUCUUGGUGUCUAGGCAGCCAGCAGCCCCCUCUGCCCUUCUGGCUUGGGAGGGGGUUUUUAUAACUAUUAGAAAUAUUUUUUUUAAAAUAGUCUAUUUUAAUGUAAUUUAAAUAGAGAUCAUUAUAUGCCCCCACCCCCUGCCCCUGCCUGAGCACUCUUGGGGCAAUGGGCUGCGCUUCCUGCACCAAACAUGCAUGGCCUCCAGAGCUUCUGGGUGCCUGACCAUUUCCCGUCCCACCUCAUAUAGAACCACCCUGUUUGUGCAGUCUGAGUGGCAAUUCAGAGGGGGGCAACUGCUUAUCUGUCUGCACAGUAUCACGCACACUUCUGGUGACUCAACAGGUUAGGAACAGGAGCUGGGAGUGCAUGCUUGUGGUGGUGGGUGUGCGUGUGUCACGCACAAACACAUGUACACACAUAUAAGGUGCACAGUCUAGUCUGUUUCCUCCAGGCACCCCUGCAAUGAUAAGCUUUCUAUUUAUUAUCUCUGUGUUUUCUUGCUGGCAAGAAAUGAAUUGUGAAUAAAGUCUGACUCCAGAGCUCACUCCCAAGUUCUGAACAAUGUGCACUGAAUGGAUCGGGUCCAAUUAGAAAGAAAAGCAAUUCGGUCCAAUAAAAUAAGCUCCUAAUUUCAAA